Molecule: messenger RNA, 4455 nt
Organism: Struthio camelus australis
Lineage: Eukaryota; Metazoa; Chordata; Aves; Struthioniformes; Struthionidae
Source: RefSeq, a predicted model, not a curated record
AUGGCUCUAGCACUGAUCUGGGUUGAAGCUCCUGACUUACCUAGCUGCCUGCUUUUCCACCUGGAGGUGAGCAAUAAAAAAGAGAGAGAUGAUCAAGAAAAGCAGCAGCAGGAAGAACAAGAAAAAACUGUAGAACACGCUUCCGUAAAGGAAACGGACAAAACCAGCCGUACAGGACGACAUCAGAGUCGAAGUGCCUUGUCCAGUCGCAAUGAUCGAAGGUCAGCCAAAAGUCCUCAAAAGACCGAUGCACCAAAGGAGAAUAAACAUCCCUUUGCUCUGUAUGGGUGGGGAGAAAGACAGACAGAUACUGGAAGCCAGAAAACUCACAAUGUCUGUGCUUCUGCUUCAGUGAACGAAAUUCACGAAUCUGCCCUACGAGCAAAGAACAGGAGACAAGUGGAGAAAAGGAAACUUUCUCAGAGGCGAGUACGAUCUGCAGAAGUGGAGAAAGCUUGGCGAGUAAAGCCUUCCCCACCAGAUAACCCCUGGAUGACAGAGUACAUGAGAUGCUACUCGGCACGAGCUCGGUGAAUUAUGAUUUCCUUAAGCAUCUUCAAAAAAGUUAAGCAUAUCAGGACACUGGUGCAAGGAACCAAACUAUUUAUGCAAGGUUUUUAUAGGGAGUUUCCAGCUGUUUGUUAACAAUAUUUGUAUCUUGGCUACCUACCUCACAGUGGGGUGUAUAGUUGGAGCCAUAACAUUUGAAGAAGCUUUUAGAUAUAGUGACCCAAAUUUUUAAACGGUUCCCCUUUUGGGAAUCUUUCUAAUAAGUUUUAGGGCCUCCUCUGGAGGUGGGAGGAGAACCUUGGAGUACUGGCAGCCUAAGCAAACAUUUUCUUGACCUUGGUUACAAAUAAUUUGUUGUCCCUUAACUUAAAAGUUCCUAAGUCCUCCAAAUGAUCAGGAGGUGGUGUUGGGGGAAGGCUUUAAAGGUGUGAUGGAGGAGCCUUUGCAUUUAUAAUACUAAUUGAUUCAACACUUCUGCCAAAAUAAGUAGAUCAAGACACAUAACAGGAAAGACAGUGGGUCUGGUAAGCAGCACUAAUAAAUGUGGAUGCUUUAUGUAGAUAACUGCCAAGUGUGUCCUGUAUAUAGAACCUUUCAAAAAAAAAAAAAACUUGUUUGGUGAAUCUGCUGAUAUUUUCUUAUUUUUUUAUUGCUAUUUUUAAGGUAAUUGGAAUAAAUUACUUGCCAGUCUUGGGACCAUUUAUUUUCAGAGCAAGGAACAGCUGUAGGAUUACUUUGAAUUGCUGUAACUAUUGUACCAAAUGACUGAUGUAGACAAUCAUUAUUUGAUAGCUGAUGCUCAAUAAGCAGUUGUUUGUUCUACCGAUAUCAACUUGGCAUCACUGUAAGCCUGUGGUCACACUUAUUUUGUGCUUAAUCAUUUAAAUGACAGCUUAUCAAUGGAGAAGGUUGGCUUCUGUGUAGUGAAGUCCAUUUUUAACAUGUAUGAAUAUCCUUCUAUGCUCAGUGGGGUCAGAGUGCAAUAUGCAUUCCAUUUGGUGGUAUUGUAUAAUGAGUAUACUGCUAGAGGUUUUAAAUUUGAAAAGCAUUUUCAUAAAAGUUGUAGAUGAAGUUCUGAGAUGCUUUCUGCCUCUCAAAAUUGGUGCAGAACCCCUCAUGGUGGAGGGGGUGGGGAUCAGGAGAGGCAGGAAAGGUACCCUUAGUAAUUCACAGUAUAUGAUGGAGUGUGAACGUUUUCUUUAUUUUUAUAUAGUAGAACAGUCAUUUGUCAGAUCGUCAGUGUUUUUUCUCCUCAAGCUGCUGUAAAUGAACUUUUUCAGUUUGGUAACUGAGCUCUAGAUAGAUCACUGUUGUAGUUGUGAGCUUCAAAGUUCUGUUGAAAUGUGCUGUGUGUUACCUUAUUUUAAUAGUUUUGAAGUUUUUUUUUUUUAAACAUAGACUAAACUCUGAACUUCUCAAGAAGCACCACUGCACUUCUGCAGUAGAAGCCUGGACCAGUCUUAGUUUCAUUGAAUGGUGAAUAACCAGGAUUCUAGAUUUACUAUUGCAAACAGGGAUAGAGUUAAAUGCUUAGUGAAAAGUUUGAUAGUUGUAUUAUUGAAAGGCUAACUGAAAAUAAGUAGAGGGACCAACACUGCUGCCUUCCAGUAUUAAUGAUUAAUUUCUGCUGUAAUCUUACUAAGCUGUCCCAGAUGCCAUGAAAUUACAACCUGAUUUUUUUUCCCCUGCCUUUUAAGCAUAAAACUACAAAAAUCUAAACAUAACUUUGUUUAGGCGCUUUCCCAGACUUUAAAAAAGCUUUAAUAUUGCUAGAAGGCAAAGUAUGAUUAAAAGUAUGCUUACACAUAAAAUAUGACUAUAUGCCAUCACUUAACUAAAUGUAAGACUUCAGACCAGUACCCAAAGCUGAGGUUAACUAUUCAGCUUGGAUGUCUUUAUUCAAUCUGAGAUUUUUCUUAUUGUCCAGUAUGCUGUUUUUUCUUUAUAUAACUGCUAUAAAUAUCAUCAAGUUGUUCCUGACACUGUUUCAUUUCAGAAAUCCAAUUUAGCUUUGAACAGUAGUGGCAGAACACUAGCAAGCAAUAUUUAAUAGCCCUGUUGAAUGAACUGCCUGUUACUGUAGCCCAGAAUACCGUAUACAGCUCUGACUUUGUAGACUUUUAAUGUAUGUAACCAUAGCAACUGGGCUCUGCCCUUAAUGCCUUUAUCUAAGUUAAUAACUCUUGUGUGGGGCACAACUCAUCUUGCCCUGCUUUCGAAAGAGCUUCUAGAGUUGUGUCUCUCUGCUGAGAAUGGAGGAGCCUAGAAGACCGUGUGCCUACCUACCUUAAGUACCUAUUUUAGCAUAAGAGGGAUCUCCUGCUAGAUGUCAGCCUUCUCAGUGAUCACAGGAGAUCUAAAUGUCUUCUGCCUUGGAUACAGGGUACCAAACUUGAGCCAUCUCAAAUAGGUGUUCAGGUGUUCUGUAGAGCAUGAGAAUCCUUAACCGCAUGAGGGCUGCUGGGUGCUGAGGAGCGUUUUAGGAGUUCUUAUCCUUAAUUUGUCUGGUCAAAAUCUGUCCCCUAUCAAAAACUUCCUAGAAGGCAGUAGUGAUGCUAAUGGGAUCCUGUGAGUCACUGUCAUGCUUUUAAAUAGUCGGUAGCUAAAAAUAAUCUUGAGUGCUACGCUGGUACUCUCUUGAUUUAAGUACUAUAAAGCUUGAAGUGAGGGGCAAAUUAUUUUGCAGAUCAGGUAGCUUUCCUGUAUUUCCCAUAUUUGGGAAUUAUUUGACUCUUAAACAUAAGGCUAGCAGGUUUGCUUUGAAUAUGUGAAGUAGUACCGUCCUGAUCACCGCUAAGUUGCGUAUACAAAAUAUUUGGCAUGUGACAGAGUGAAGUCUGGAAAAAAGCUAUUAGUGUUUUGAUGUGAAUCCUGACAAAAAGCUAAUCGACUUGGAAAGUAAACCAUUUCAAGUAUAAAAGCUUUAACUCUAUUCUUUAGACUUUUAACAGAGAAAUAAGGCUGUUGUGCAUCAAAUCACCCAUUCAAAAAUGGGAAAGCUAGUGAAGAUUUACCUAAUGAAAGUUCUGGACUUUGUCUUGCAUGAACUCUUGAAUUCAGCCAUGUGAUAAAUGCUUCUCACUCCUGUUUUAAAAGCAAGACUUUGUUCAGAAUAACACAGUAAAUAUUUGGUUGUCCAAAGUCUUCAUUAGAACCAUUCUUGUCUGUUCCUUUCAGUUUCUGAAAGCACUUGGCUUAGUGAAACUUAAGUCUUUCACAGUGUGUAACGCUGCAAUUUAACUAUUGUGUUGUGAAGACUAGUGUUUACAAUGUAAAAUGUUGCAAUGAAAACUGCAUAAGAAUGUCCCUGUAAAAUAGAGUAGCAUGCUUGCGCAAUCACAUCUUCACAACUAUAAGUUAGAUUUCUUCACUGGAAGCUAAGAUAGUCAAGGUGACACUUUAAAUCUAGAGACAAACUUAAACCUGGGAGGGACAGUCCUGAAUUUUUGGUAAAGAACUUUAUGCAGGUAGCAGAUGCACCUUUUAAUCAAUUUUUCUAGCUUGCAGGGAAAUACAUCUGCCCUCUUUUUUUAUACGGUGUAAUGCACUGGCUCUGAACUAAAGGCCUCAGACUUGUUUUUUUUUUAACCAGGACAGGGACCAAAAGCUAGCAAUCUGAGGGCCUACAUGCAGUAACCUGCAUAUUCCAGUUUAGUUCCCAGCUCAGUUAGUGCAUGCAGCAGCAAAGCCAUACAUGGAGCCUGACUCAAGACCCUGAUGGUAGCCCCAAAAGACUAGGGGGUAGAAGGGAGUAGGAAGCUGCCUCAGCUAUUGUUAGCACUGAAUUCACUUUAAAAACUAUAGGGAAAUACCAUCUAAGCUUGAAGCAAUAUGUGAUUUUUAAGAGUUUUUAAUAGUAUUUGGUUUUUAAAGCUUCUGUAUUGUAUGUAAUAGUGUAGUGUCAACUUGUAUAUGUGAAUAAAAAUAAGUGACACAGUGCCUUGA